This is a messenger RNA of Leptomonas pyrrhocoris, 4780 nucleotides long. RefSeq lists its product as hypothetical. Bases 1511 to 4780 code for a protein of 1089 amino acids. The record is from RefSeq and is a predicted model, not a curated record. The transcript has a single exon. Lineage: Eukaryota; Euglenozoa; Kinetoplastea; Trypanosomatida; Trypanosomatidae. Gene Ontology annotation, molecular function: ATP binding; kinase activity.
GCUCUAUAUUUCCGGCAGUCAAACCCGCACGUGUUGGUCAAGAGGGCUGCAAAGCUGUCCACGCUGGAUAUUGAAGUUCGAUACUCCUGGUUCGAUUGGACUCCUUUUUUUUUUCCCUUUUUCCAUCACACCACACAACAUUCAAAACAUUUAAUUAACGCCUUCCGUCUUUUUUCUUCUUUUCAGACGCAGCUGGUGAAUAAGGUCCCUUUUAAUUGUUUAACCCCGUACUCGUCAAGAAGGGGAGGGCGGGAAAAGAGAAGACAUUCGCACAGGGUAGUUCUGCACCGCUCGCUUCACCACCGGACACCGACACGUUGCAGCUACCAACAACGACAAAAGGAUAAGCAAAGAUCUCGUAGUCCUCUUCCAUCGCUUCUCCCUCUUUGCGUUUCGCCAACGAAGAGUUUUGACGCGUACCGGAUACGAAUUGAAUUUCUCUUUCACUGAUUGUUAGUGUUUAUUUGUUUUCUUCCGCUUCUGCGUUCGCCUGUGUGUUGUAUUGCUUCUCUGUUGACACACCUUCUCCUGAUUUUUGUAAUUCCCUCUUAUAUCAAUCAAAAAUCCACUUCUUUUCUUCGCUGAAGAAGUUUUUUUUUCUUUCUUCUGUUUGUCAGGGUUGCUCCCUUUUUGAACAACACGGUUCUCUUCUCGGGAAGACGUGCGUGCACUCUGAAAACCUUGACGAUAACUCUAGUGACCUCUGAAUACAUUUCUUUGUUGUUGUUUUCUUUCUUCUCGCGCUGUGGAGCAGAUCAAACAACCGCUGCAAGUCAUCUUCUCUUAUCUUUUUUAUCUCUGUCUUUUCCGUUGUGAUUCAACGUGUCCAGGUGCGACGAUAUCCCCUACCUACAUUUCCCUGCUUCGGAUCUAUACAAGCCGUCUUCCCACACCUCUUUCAAGACCGUCGCGCAGGGCGAAGCAAUCUGUGUUUAGUGUUGCACUGUUUCUCCCUCUUGGCAUUUCCGCAUUGCCCCCUUCCGCAGGAGAGUAGAUCACUCGUUAAUAUUAUUUUACUUUUUUCUUGGUCUGUGUGCGCUUUUUGUUUUCCUUCCUUGUUGUUAGUGUUUCUUCCACCGUUAAGCGCAGGAGUCACUGACUCUCUGUUCACGUGGUGGAGGUCAAACGAGGAACACAGAAGACGGGCUCCCGUCAACAGUUGAUCUUCGUUCUCUUUUCCUUUUCUCUUUGUGUUCCUUUCCGCGUCUCGUCGACGAGGCUUGUCAUUUGUUGCUGUUCAUUGGUGUUGUUUUGUACAUACUGUUGUGGUGGUGGCCACGCUGCUUCCUUUCGUUGAUUGUAGAUAAUCGAGAUUGAAAACUGCCCCACACGGUGGCAACACCCGGAGGAAGAUCAAAAAGCACUAAACCUUCUGUUGUCGUUAUUACUACUGUUACUAUUACUAUUGUUGAUCAGGAGAGACAGGAAACUUUGCACUCCUGCUGUUGGGAACCUUCGUGUGAAAAACGAAGCCAAGUAAAUCACCGUACCAGCAACCGAUUCAAUCAACAUGUUGCAGUCACCGCCUCCCUACGUGCCCGUGGUGGAGUACGUCCUCAAGGCUCUCGAGCACCCACCGUUCAUGUACGUGGCAAAGCUUGCUGCGUGUUGCAUUAUGCUCUUCCUCACGCGCGAAAACCCUGAGUUGCUGCAGGAGCUGUCCCGCAAGUGGGCGUUGCGCUUCCAGCAAGAUCGUGCCAAGCUCGUCGGCUACAUUCGCAAACGGGCCUCCUACUGCGUGAUCUCACCGGACGCCAGCGUGGAGAUGGAGAUGUCGGACAAAGUAAACAGCGACGAGGUGGAUGACAUCACCGACGGCGAAAGUAGCAGCAAAGACACGCAGCGCAACGACGACAACGAAGAGGAGCCGCUGUGUGGCAUUCGCAGCUUCGACCCCGACACGGCCGUUGAGCACCUGCUGUCCAUUCUGAACACCCUCGUGCCCAUGUACUUUUCGUGGAACUGGCAUCGCGCCGAUUAUGUUGUCCAAAUCAACAGAGAAUACGAGGUCUACGUUCGCGAGUUCAUCUUGCCCAUGUGCGCUGCCUUGGCGCCGGAAAACGGCGUCGAUGAUGAGGAGCACACGCCGUGGCUGCUGACUCCGCAUACGUACCUCGACUCCACGCAGAACAUCACCGGUUUUUACACACCCACCUCUGGCACAGGCCAGUUCCCGCCGGUGAAAGAAGGAAGUGUUGCAGGGAGUCGUCUUGGCGUGGCUCAAAACAGCGAGGGAGGUUCUUCCGUCGCAAAAUCCACCGGCAUGGCAACGCCCCUUAGCGGCGGGCUUAGCAAAGCCUCGUCUGAGCUCGAAGGCCUUGGUUACUCUACGAUCCACAAGCACUUCGCGAACAGCCCCAUGGGGCGCAAGAGUGCCGACCGUCACGCCGGCGCCGUCGCCACGCAGCUGCCGCGGUUCGCUCUCGCACGCCCGACCUCCCGCGGUGAGUACAGCAAGGAUGUGCUGGGUAAGAGCGCUUCGCAGGUGCCCGCUGCGGUCGCUACGACACCUACUGGGAGAUCUGCUGCGAUGACGCCCAAUGCGAUGCAACCCGCCAGCGUGCCGAGAAUGUCACCGAAUGUAAUGUCGGCUGGUGUCUUCAAUGCAGCCGCCGUUUACGGCCUUCGCUUCCUCUCCUUGAACACCUACCGCGCCGCACUCCGGCGCAACACGCGAGGCCUCGUGACCGUCUUUCACGCCAAGUACUCGGCACGGAGCAACGAGGUGAUUGAUGCCUUCCAGAUGAUAAUGGCGAAGCGCCUGCUUAACCCGAUGCCGACCAUCGCCGUCGUGUACGCCGUCGCGGAGCCGGAGCUGUCCACCCUUUACAAGGUCAGCUGGUUCCCCACAAUCGUCUACACCCCACCCCUCUCCUGCCAGCAGCAGCACAAACGAAGCAUCAAGGGUGACAGUUCAUCGCAAACCCAACCCAACUCGGAGGGCGGCCGUACACAGCCGUCCGCAGCCGGUAAGUUUCACUUAAAGCCGUGUCAUCGUCAGCACCCUCGCUCACACUCGCACCACCGACAACGACGGAGUACAAAGAGUGGCGGAACCCGCACGCUGUCGCCAGCGACGUCGUCGCGCCAACUGAGUGGCAGCGAAUCACUACCAGAUUUGACACUGAACGCAGCAGGCGCCACCGUAUCUCCAGCAACGGGCAGUGACGCAGCCGAGUACGAGGAAGAAGAUCGCAUCAAGUGGGAGUCUCCGGGCGGCGACGCAGGUGCGGCGGCGGCAAGCGGGUCAAAUGCGGAGAUCACCAGUACAAUCGCGGCAGCGGUGGCGGCCGCCGACGCCGCGACCCUCGUCCGUGCGACGGAAGUUUCGGCAGCCACGCCGACGCAUCACAACCUCUUCAUGGAAUGUCAACCGGACAGCUCGACCGUCCCCUUUGUUGCAGGUCCCAGCGGCCCGUUGACGGCCACCGCACCGGCGGCCCCGACGCCGAGUGAGCUUCUCUUUGGGAUUGGCGUUGGUGACACGACCCCCGUGCUGCCCAGCAAGUCCCCUUCGCGACACCACGAUCCAAUUACUGGCAGUGUCGAGAAUUUUAGCCUCCCCAGUAGCGUCGACGACGGUGCGUUGCCGCUGACCCAACUUCCACUCACGAAGCACCGACCGCGGCCGCAGCGGCCACUGCUCGACAUUGUGCAACGCGACUAUCACGUCAUCUAUCCCCUCCUUGGUGACCUGACGGUGCCGGCGCUGGUGGAGUGGAUCGGCUCACGGGGGGCGAGCGUGCCGCGGCUGAGCAAACUGAAGGACAUCUCCACCUGUCUCAAGUCGAUUCGGAAAGAGGAGAAAUUCAAGCGCUACCGCGAGCUGCACUCCGCCGUUGUGACGCUGCGCCGGCUGCAAGGCCAGGGACCAGGGGAGGGCGACCUCUUCGGGAACGGAGGCGGCGGUGGCGGCGCAGGAUCGAGUCCGGCUUCACGAAAGAAGGCGGCAAAGGGCGACGGGAAGCCCGGGCAGCAGCCGCAGCAGGCGGCCGAGCAGCCGCUGUUCAUCUUCCUUGGCGGGGGCAUGGCCGCGGGAAAGACCACCGCGGUCGCCGCACUCGCCAAGAGCAGCUGGUGGCAGAAUCACAAGGAGCAAAGUGUGUUGGUGAACGCGGACGAGUUCAAGCUGCCCCUGGAGUGCGAGCUCGCAUCGGCCGAGGCGCACAGACACAGCACCCGCGCAGCGGAGAAUCUGCUGGUGAAGGCGGUGAAUCAAGGACGUAGCAUCGUGCUGGAUGGCACGAUGAUGUGGAAACCGUUUGUGCAGCAGGUGGUACACAUGAUCCGCGCGGCGCAUCUCACCCUCUUUAAGCAAGGCCCCGGGUGUGAUCCCAAGACGAAGGUGGAGCAGUACUUCCUCGCCGAUAAGAAACGUCAGCCGGUGCUGCCGUUUCCGUACAAAAUUAUUCUCCUAGGCAUCACCGUGGACGUGGAGAUCGCCGUGCCGCGCGGGUUUCUGCGGAAGUUCUCAUCCAACCGCGGCGUGCCCAUCUCGAUGCAGCUGCGCUCCUUCAAAAUGUUCUCGGAGAACUUCGCCGAUUACGUCGCCAUGAUGGACGAGACGACGUUGUACAACAACAACGUGUAUGUCAAUUUGGAGAAGGGAGAGCUGCCUCCCGUGAUGGCUGAAUGCACCGAGGAGACCGGCCACAAGUUGCUGAUCCACGACGAGGCCGCCUUUCAGCACUUUAUAAAGCAGCAGCUGAUCAACGAGAACGCAGACAACGUGAUGCAAGUUUACCCCUCCUCACCGGUGACGGCGGAGUUUCCAAGGUGA